AAAAAAAAAAAAAUACUACAUACAUAAUCAUAACAAAACACUUCUACUACAAUUUCAUACAAAACAUCUAUAUCCUGAAAACCAGCUCUCUACUCAAAAUGUCCGAAUCCUACUCCAGCUCUUCUUCCUACUUCUACAGCUCUUCGAGCAGCACUGACGAUGGCACCACCGCUACCGGUCAGCGCUAUGCUACCUAUUCUCACACUGAACCGGAUGGAACCACGACUGUUCGUACUUACCGUCAAGAUCUCGGCGAACCGGCUAUCGUGGAUGAGAAACAUUAUGACCAAACCGGUCGGCAAUUGACUGCGGGUAACUCUUCGGCUGGGGGCGUGCGCCGCAUUACAGAUUUAGAUGAGGAGGGUGGUGAAUCUUAUGAUUAGGGGUUGGGUUAUGCUGGUGUGAUGGUCUAAAUAUAUCUGAUGGGAGGUUUAAUGAAUGUUCUGAGUGGACUUUGUUGGGCUUUAAUAUGAUGCCUACUUAAUGAUGUGCAUAUCUUUUGUUUAGGUGAAUGAAUCUUCAAUAUUAUCGCUAAA
Molecule: messenger RNA, 536 nt
Organism: Aspergillus caelatus
Lineage: Eukaryota; Fungi; Ascomycota; Eurotiomycetes; Eurotiales; Aspergillaceae
Exons: 1
Source: RefSeq, a predicted model, not a curated record